This is a messenger RNA of Closterium sp. Yama58-4, 2280 nucleotides long. Lineage: Eukaryota; Viridiplantae; Streptophyta; Zygnematophyceae; Desmidiales; Closteriaceae. The record is from the annotation of a GenBank genome assembly.
AUGACCCAGACCCAGCGAUGUGGUGUGGAGCUGGCUUUCUCUGUCAACUUCACCUUCUCCCUCGUUCCCCAGUCUGGCGCUGCAGGGUCCAACGGCUUUGCGUUUGUGAUUGCAGCCAAGGCCAAGGUGGGGAAGGGUGACGGCGUGGGGUAUGGCGGGGUGGGAGCGCGGAGCCUAGCGGUGGAGUUUGACACGUUUCAGAAUGGCAACCACAACGACGAGAGCAGGCAGCACGUGGGGCUGAACAUCAACGGCUUGGAUCGAUCCGUGGUCUCUGAGCUGUCUCCAUACACUCUCACCGACGGCAAUGCGUACACGGCAUGGGUGGACUAUGAGCCUGGAAACCCCGGCAGCAUCCAGGUGUUCCUAGCUGACUCCAGGAUAAAGCCACAGGAGCCGCUGCUGCAGAAAGAGUUCUCUCUGUGUGCGGUGCUCCAGGGUGGUGUGCGGCAGGGCGCGUUUUUCUUUGGGUUUGUGGCGUCCACUACGGUGAAGCCAUUCCAGCUGCAUGGCAUUGUGCGCUCUGCGGUGCAAACAGCCCGCGGCCUGGCACUCUCAUCGGCCACAUACGCGCCACGGGGAGCCAGUCCGUUCAUGCGGUAUGUGAGCACGGACUACGAGCUGGCGUCCAACAGUGACGACUCGUGGCGCAUCCGUGACUUCCACACCUGGAACUCCCUCCCCUUCCUCCAAUGGCCCGUCAAGGACCAGGCCGAUUGCAAUGCAUGCUGGGCGUAUGCGGUGGUGGCGAGCAUAGAAGCAGCAUACGGCAUUGCACGGCAUGAGAUUGCUCCCCAGCUAUCAGUGGAGCCACUCUUUGCCGCCUUGGGGCUGGCUGACUCAGACAAGUGCUCCGCUGGCGGCUCACCCACUGAGGCUUUUGAGAAGCUCGUCGCUCUUGAUGCGGGGAGUGGGCUGACUGCAGUCAGUGAUUCGACAGCAAAGUACCCUAUUCAGGGCUUUGAGCGCACUUCAUUCAAGGGGUAUGUGGGGCUCAUGCUGGCCGUGCGGCGGCAACCUGUGGUGGUUCACAUCGAGGCUUCCGCUGACACUUUUGUUGGCUAUGACGGGACGUUCAAGUACCAAGAUCCAGAGUGCUACACCGGCAAUCUGAACCACGUUGUACUCGUUGUUGGCUACCUCAUUAAUAGAAACGACGGCAGCCAGAACCGCAUUGCUCCGCCGUUUUGGGUUAUCCGCAACUCGUGGGGAGAUGAGUGGGGAGAUAGGGGCCACAUGCGCAUGGACAUUCGGGGAGGGGAUGGUGUAUGCGGCAUUAACGUGCUACCUGGCAUCUACCCCAUUCUCAAGGGCACAUGCACACCCCCUAUGCAAUGGCCGUUCUCUUUGUGCUAUGGUCUUGCACAUCUUAUCUCAAUGCACCUCCCUCGCAUCGAAUGUAUCUUCCCCCGUGCCUUCCCAGUUCCGGGGGACCCCUGCAGCAGCAACAGCUACAAGGGCGACCAGGAUCUCUCUGGCAUGAACCCGUGCGGUCGCUUCAAGUGCAAUGCGGUGGAUAACACCACCUAUUCCUGCAACUGCACCAUACAAGGAGCUCUCCGGCAGCCUUUUGUUCACGUUGAGAACGGGAAUGGCUCCAGCACGUGUGCUUAUGUGGAUGUGUGUGGGUCAUACUUCAACAACCCUUGCUACGUGGGCGCAUGCAUCAACGAUGGCAGAGGCUCCUACUCUUGCAUCUGCCCUCCCAACUACGUUGAAAGCUCAACUGUAUAUGACACCCCCACAUGCGAUCCAGGUAUUGUGGUGUUUGGAUUUGGAGAGCUCUGUUCCACCAUCAGCGAUCACACCAACUUGGACGAAGCUUCCCUUGCUGCGCUCAACCCCGGCCUUGACUGCUCCACGCCCAUCAACGCGGGCCGUUCGGUGUGCAUCGAGCGCAACGCCGCAUUCGCGUUCACCGUACCCGAGUGUGUGAAGCACGGCAUGCUCACUCCUCAAGACACGUGUGACCGGCUGCUUCAGAGGACCGUCAGCGAGCCUAACCUGAGCGCUGACCACUGGGCUGAGCUCUACCGCAACAACCCUGGCCUGACUUGUGCUGACAGUAUCCCUGCCUCUGCCUCUGUUGUUGGCAGCAAGAUUGGUGUGCAGGUUUGUCUUCGGGCGGAUUAUUGGUCUUUCAAGCUGGGAUUCUGCAAGAAGGGGAGGGUCAAGCCAGUUUCGCCAUCAAUGGCAUGUUCAGCUGCUUACCGAUUUUACGGCGGAGCCACAACCACAGCUAUAUCAAAAUUCUACGAGUAUAAUGCUAGAGAAGUCUGA